UUUUUGACUGGUGAGAAUGUCGGAUAAAGAGGAAUGCAGUGAAAAAACGGAAGAGGACGGAGAUGGCGAGAGGUACUCAUACAGCGAAGAUUCGUUAUCCUCUGGAGACCUCACAGAUGAUUCUGAGGUGACCAGUGUCACCGGUAGAUCAUCCCUCAGCGAGGAAUCCUUUCCUCCCUCGAAGGAGUCCCCCGAAGUGGUUGAAAAUUCUAAUUACCAGAAGAGGAGUUAUUCUUCAUCAAGUGGCAGGCCAUCUCCAACUGGAGUCAAUUGCGCUCGGAGGAAGAACAUGAGCUUCACGAAUAUGGAGAUGAUGAAAAUCGAGAGGGAAAAUCAGUGCUUGCUCAGGAAAAUAAUGGCCCAGCAGAGGCAGAAAAAAUCCGGCAGAUUUUCCUCGGGAGUUGCACCACGUCUGGCGAGUUCUGCGAUUAAUCGGAGAAGAAUGCAGAGGAGAAUUGACGAAGAUAAUAUUACGAUACUGAGAAAAAUUCAAGAGGUCAAAUCAUCUUCACUGUCUGGUAAAAGAUCUGGGGUCUGCGAAUCGACAUCCUAUUGAAGUGAAAUUUCUUUUGAAAUAGCUAAAACGAUUUUUUAAUUAAUAAAUACACUUACACCCAAAUUACUCGAUUCCAUCAGAUCCUGAAGAUUUGAGAUUUAUUGAAACACAACAAUUAGCAGUCUUACAAAGUAGGUACAGUUCAAUCGAAUCCACCACUCUCCAGUCCAGCUGUUACCUCCAAUUUCGUUCGUACUUCGAUACACAAGAAAAAGAAAAAAAUUUUUACCUUCUCAAACCCGAUAAUUUCGUAGUUCAUUCACCGAGUGUAGUUCAGUUCCGAAGUAGUAAAACAAGAUGAGUUGAAUUAGCCAGAUGUAUUAAAUAUCGACUGAUCCAAAAAAAAAAAGUUAAAAACUUAAUCAGCACCAAAAAAGUCCUUUAAUGUUUUCAUAUCGAAUUCAUAAUUUUCGAGGUAAAUGGGUAAUAAAAUGAUUAUUGAAUUCUACACGUCUCAAUUUAUCACUUGGCACUGUCUUGGAAAGCGACGAGGAGAGAAUUAACAGAUGAAAAAAAAA
This is a messenger RNA of Fopius arisanus, 1074 nucleotides long. RefSeq names its product cilia- and flagella-associated protein 97-like. The record is from RefSeq and is a predicted model, not a curated record. Lineage: Eukaryota; Metazoa; Arthropoda; Insecta; Hymenoptera; Braconidae. Gene Ontology annotation, biological process: spermatogenesis. The transcript has 2 exons. The coding region runs from base 17 to 556 and encodes 179 amino acids.